Messenger RNA from Pocillopora damicornis (cauliflower coral), 760 nucleotides. Its product is annotated as selenoprotein P. Gene Ontology annotation, molecular function: selenium binding. Gene Ontology annotation, cellular component: extracellular region. Gene Ontology annotation, biological process: selenium compound metabolic process. The record is from RefSeq and is a predicted model, not a curated record. NCBI's taxonomy places the organism in Eukaryota, Metazoa, Cnidaria, Anthozoa, Scleractinia, Pocilloporidae.
ACAGAGAGCGCGAAAAUAUGCCAGCGGCCUCACUCCUGGUCGAUAAAACAAGUAAACCCAUUGGCUGAAGCAAGAUCAAAAGGUCACGUGGUACUCCUGGGACUGAUGCUCGCUAGCUGACAAUUUUGCAAAUGGCAGGCUCAGAUGAUGGAACGAAUGCUCAAAGGGGUCGUUAAGAAGAGGAAUUUCACGGAUAUUUCUUUUAUGAUUCUAAACAUGAAGAGAGCUUCAGGUUCCAUCUCAGAGCUACAAAGGAGAGUGUCGUUCCCAGUCUACCAGGAGCCAGCAGACCGAGACAUCAUGGGAUUGUUAGGAGGAAGUAAGGACGAUUUCCUCAUCUUCGAUCGCUGCGGACUCUUGGCUUAUCAUUUUAAGAUGCCUCGCAGCUAUCUGAUAUUUCCGUUUGUACGGAAUUCGUUGAUAAAGGAAUAUACCAAAAAAGGUUCGAAGUGUAAACGACACUGUCCGAUUAAGACGACCACUACUGCAACCCAGGCCACCACAAACAAGCCUAGUACGUCAUCCGAAUUUUCAGCCAGUUAUAGUUCAGAGAGUGUCGAGUCACAGCCUCAAUCUGAUGCCACUACUACCUCAUCACCCGUAACAACGACUGAUCUAACACUGAUUCGGCGAAAAGAAACACCUUAGAGUGGACAACUGUACUGGUUGAUAAGCAUCUGAUAAGCAUCUCAUUAAAGUGAUAAGCAUCUGAUUAAAAAAUAUAGAUUCCAAGUUGCCGUGCGUCUGUUCUGUAAUAGAU